Molecule: messenger RNA, 3904 nt
Organism: Ectocarpus sp. CCAP 1310/34
Lineage: Eukaryota; Phaeophyceae; Ectocarpales; Ectocarpaceae
Source: the annotation of a GenBank genome assembly
AUGAAGCUUGUGACCAACUGUUUUAGAAGGAGAUGGAGGGAAGGAGUGGUUGUGAACUUGUUUAAGAAAGGAGACAGGACUGACCCAGGAAUCUACAGGGGGAUCACACUGUUGAACACAGUACGAAAGGUGUUCUGUAAGUUGGUGAACGAUAGGAUAGUGGGAGUAUUGGAGAAGGAAGAUAGCUUUAGUGAGGGCCAGGCAGGGAGAGUCAUCCAAGGUGGAAAGCGGGCGGGAAAGCCGACGUACUACUGCUUCUUCCUGGACGUGAAAAAGGCAAACAACACCGUAUGGAGAAAUGGGUUAUGGAAACAACUGUCCAAAAACGGGAUCAAGAGGAAAAUGUGGAGAGUGCUGAAGAAGAUGACAGAGUGCACGAAAAGCGCGGUCAUGCUAGACGGAGAACUGUCAAAAUUCUUCGACAUUGAGCAGGGGGUCCCACAAGGUUGCACGCUGUCCCCAACAUUGUUCCAGGUGUUCAUCAACGAUCUGUUGGAAGUCGUAGAGGCAGUCCGGAAGGGAGUAAAAGUAGGGGGCACGGAAACGUCGGUUUCAGGAAUGCUGUUUGCGGAUGAUUUUGUCGGUAUGUCGGACACCCCUGAGGGACUGCAACUGCAAAUUGACGCGGCGAAGAAGUUUACUGAUAAGUGGAGAUAGUUUACCAACGUUAACCCUUUUGUGACGGGAGUUACUGUGGCUCUUCCGGGAGACACAAAAAGCUGUUUACCACCAAAAGUCUGAAAUUUGGAAAUAGAAAGGGGAAGAAGGACGAAGAAGUCUGACCGGCCGCACACAUACGUUGCGAGCAGCGCCCGCGGAGUUGCGCGCAGCCAGCACGAGCAAAUAGAGCAUGUGCCGUGGCCGGGGCCGGGGAUAGAGUAUCAGGUACACCCCGAACGGUCUGAAGGGGGAAGGCCCACACCCACCAUGGACUUAGACUGCAAGUAUUCGCAACGGACACAUCGCAAUCACCCACAAACUAGAGAAAAAGGCUGGUUCGUAGCUGCUGCAUCAACACAGCACCCCGUACACGAUGGCUGUCUUCUUUCUCUCUCUCUCUCUCUCUCUGGUACCACGAAUGCCUCGCCCCGAGCGAUGGGCAAUCUAACAGUGUCCUACCCGUUUGAUCAGUGCCCUUCCGGUGCCUUUCAGUAGGCAACACAACAUUAGAAACACGCAGGAUCGGAUGCGAUCCGGCAAACGCGGUCGAACGCAUUUUGCUGAAGAUACAAAAUGCACAUCAACAGCACAUACAUCAUGCAACGUCUAGCACUGCCGUCAGGUCAUGAACGAGCCUUUACCGCCAUUGAGGACGUAGUCCUAUCCCUUGCAAGGACUUAGGCACAAGCACGCGGCGAAAGAUUGCGCAUGGCCCUCUGCCAAGCACGCCAGAACAGGUGUCACCCAGUGUAAAAAAUCAGUAUGAUUUUUUCACAUAAGCCACGCGGGACCGCUGUCCAUACGUAAUUAGACUAGGGUGAGAGAUUGAUGGAGAGGGAGAGUGUACUGAAAAAGUCCCGCAUGCCUUCAACGCCGAUAGCGAUGUCGAUACCCCACGGAGCCCCUCUGGCCAGCGCUACACACGCAGUUCACGUCGACAAUAAUGGACGACAUGGACGACGUAGCCGCUUUCUGGCAGCACCAUGCUGAGGGUUUCUGUCCACAGGGCAACCCGCUCGAAGUUUGGGAAGAAUUACUGCUCAUAGCAGCACAAACGCCUGAGCGUUUCCGCGAAGCUUUACAAGCGGCCGCAGUCGCUGUUUGUGCCCGGUACUGCAACCACGAUACUCCGCCGGGUCCGCUCCCUGAUAUCAGCAAACUGCCGGAGAGGCAGGCCGCCGUACAGCAACACGCUGGAUUCUGCGGAAAGUACUACGCGGAACACAUCGCCAGCAUCGACGUCACCAUGGUGAAAGAGAGGGCAGCAGGAGCUGAGAUCACAACGAAAAGAAUGAGGAAUCAGGCCUGCUACGACGCCGGGACGGCGCUCAACGCGCGAGGCCGUGGGGUUCAACUGAGGAGGCAGGAGUGCUUCACCAAGGCCUGCCGCGCGGUCUGGCCUGACGACCAGCCGCUGCUGCCCGCAGCUGUACUUGCCGCUCUUUGGAUGAAGUGUGUGGCGCACGUGCCAUCGGCUACGCACGCAUGGCAAGGUAGCCAUGUUGUCUGUUUUGAUGAAGCCGAGACCGGCGGGCGAAUGUGCUGGCUCGAUUUCCCAAUGGGCGAACGGGCUAGGGUAAUUGCAGCAUAUUCGACAUCAACCGAAUAUCAGCCAGGUCUCAAACAUGAACGGCGCACGUGUGUGUUGACGGGGCGGGCUUUGGUGUGUCCCUGUGUAUGCUGGAAAGGCUAGUUGUUCAUGUGCUGCUGCUAAUGGUGAAGGGUUGGGUCAACAUUCCGUAACACCUUCGUUGUGCAAAAAAAGUAGGAACACGAGUUCGUCACGGUUGUUGUCGGUCGCGCGGAGCAGGGCGGACUUGCACUCCGGGUGUCACAAAUGAAUAAACAUAAAUGAAUUUUAAAAAUGUGUUUGGCAAGAAAGACAUUCGGAAACGUGGUUCUAUGUCUCUUGGUUCUUUUGCGAGAGUUUCUUUCGUCUGUCCUUCAGGAAUAUCUCGGAGGGGAUUCCGACAGGUGCACGAGAACAUGUGCGUUCAAUUCGUUUGGCAUUCGAAAAAUUAGGCUCAUUUAUCCCACCUCAUAUCAACACAAGAAAAAGACGCAACAUGGGCCCAGUGUUGAGACCUCCGAAUUGCUGUCUCAAGUGGGCGACGGAGGUAGCGCCACCCCCAGUGACGUGGUUGACGCAGAUGUCAGCGAAGACAACGGCUUCCGAUGUCGGCGUUCCGAUGCUCGUAUUUUGUGGCCUUCGGGACCAGAAGACGGCGUGGAGAUGCGCGAGGAGUGGAUGUUAGGGGUGCCGAAUUUUGAUAGUUAGAUGAGAGCACCCGUCUAACAGAACGACACAGCAGUUAAGAAGUAAGGACAAAGCAGCAUAAGGACACAGCAGCAGUGAAGGUCUGCUGUUAUAAACGGACACACACUCACCAACAGCAGCUAACCUCGUCCCAAUCAUUGACUUGGGAGGCACACCAUCACACACAGCAGGCAGUAGUCUUAAGAUGAUACAUGCAUAGUCUAAUGNUACGCAGACACGACACAUAGACUGCUGGGGCUUGCACUGCUGCAAGGAAGGUUUACAGACACACAUGACACAGACGAUGCUGCAAGGUUCGCACAUAGGCAUCCACACAUACUGCCGUAUUAUGACCAUGCGAUCGACAGGGGUUUGAAAUUUUUUUAUUUUAAUAUUUGUGUAUGNUACAUGCAUAAUAUCCUACGACAGGCACAUGACACAUACAUUUAGUUAGAACAGGCAGUCAGCCAGCAACACUCGGGUUGUACGCAGACACGACACAUAGACUGCUGGGGCUUGCACUGCUGCAAGGAAGGUUUACAGACACACAUGACACAGACGAUGCUGCAAGGUUCGCACAUAGGCAUCCACACAUACUGCUGUAUUAUGACCAUGCGAUCGACAGGGGUUUGAAAAUCAAAAUUUUUAAUAUUUGUGUAUGCAUGCGUACCUGUCCUCUUUCCACGUUCAAUCCGUUCAGAAGAGAAUGGUAGCCACAGUUACCAUCUCCUCUGCACGAGACAGUCCUCAGUAGCUCCCGAGGUAUGACGAGGUAGCUCGGACAGAUUAAGUCCUGAAGCUCUCGAUGCUGUCCUUGCAAUGUGCCUCGGUCCAGGAUAAGGGCAAGGCGCUCCUGCAGGCUAAGUGCUCGGAUGGUGUGUUCGUAACGGUAAUCACUCAACACAUCAACGAGGAAGGCCUCUGAGUUUAUGGUUGGCAGCGGCAUAGAGCUCACAGCAAGAAGAAUCGAAAGCAAUCUCAUGCCGA